This is a messenger RNA of Ceratina calcarata, 1536 nucleotides long. RefSeq lists its product as uncharacterized. NCBI's taxonomy places the organism in Eukaryota, Metazoa, Arthropoda, Insecta, Hymenoptera, Apidae. The transcript has 5 exons. The record is from RefSeq and is a predicted model, not a curated record. The coding region runs from base 1 to 1512 and encodes 503 amino acids.
AUGCGUAAUUUAAAAAAUGUUGUUACCUGUUUCUUCAAAGUUCGUAAAUAUUUGAAGGUAUCGGAAAGUGACAGGAGUCAGGUGUCAAAAUGGUUCUUUAAAUCUAAUUGGCAAAUCAUACGUAUCGAAGUUUACAUCGUCAAUUAUAACGGUGGCAUAAAAGAAUUCUUUCAGCGCGCAGAAGUGAAAGAACAGAGUGACGAAAACAGCAUACAAGAAGAUAAACAUUUUAGGAUCGGCGCAGCGAUGCAAAAAGAAAUCAAAUGCGAGGACGCGACGAACGAGGACGAAGAAUUAUUAACAUCGCAUGAGAACGCGAUACUCGCACUCUGUGCCAUUUGUCAUCUCACUCUCGGGAACAUAAACUCUAAUCUUAAUCAAAAUGUCUUUUGUUCCAAAGGGCAUGCUUUGUGUCAACGCUGCACGCAGCGGUUCGCAAUUCAAUCAGAUCCUGGUUGCAUACUAUGUCACGCGCAGCAUCAACAGUCCUGUACGAAUUUGUCGCGAGACAGCAACGUCAGUUUGAAUUCCUCGUACGGGCGAUCGAAGAAGCAGCAGCAGCAAAUGCCGCGGCCACAAUCGGAAUGUCAACCGAGGCAUCAUCAACGGCCGCAGCAAUGCGCUCCUACCAACUUCGAACAAUCCUAUAAUAAAUGUUGGAAUCAAAAUUACUACUCCAUGAUACCAAAUACCGAAAGAAACACGAUCGGAUAUUACAAUGACGACUUCGAGGAGACUCUGGACUAUGAACAGAUCAGGGAACAGCAGAACGUUCGUGAGGAACGUAAGGACAGCGGCGGCAAGCAGAGGCAGAGCUGUUGUAAUUUAUACAAAAAGGGAAAUAGGGAUUUGUACGAAGCGAAAGUCAACGGACAAAUUACCGCAGAAUGUUCUCGCAGACCGAUCCGAUGUCCGCGAAUCGACUGCGCGAUCAACGUAGCGUUUUCAGCAUUAACGCAUCAUUUUAUCUUCGAUCACCCGGAGGUGCCUAUUCUAAACGUCGAGCCGGGUAUAAAGAGCACACUGAUUAUAAGUUUCAGUGCACUGUCUUCCGGUUCCAGUCGAUGUCUAGCCCUCCUUCUAGUUUCCGGUAAACUCUCAGAACCUGUUGCAAGAUUAUUUAACGGCAGUCAGAUCAACCCGAAGUACCGAAAUCGUUUACCGUUACCGGUGUUAGCUGCUCGGUUGCAUAGCACUGAUGAGUACACGUUGAAUGAGAAGAUUGAUAAGCAGAAAAGUUUCGAGGAAAGGGACAUAAUCAUCGCCUGGGUCGCUGGAUUGGAUAUCGGGAAUUCGACAGACAAGCUUUUAUGCAGUAUUCAGGCUGUGGACAAGAUAGAUAAUGAAGGCUUACGUUCCCUAACAUACACAGGUCCGGUGAACUCAUUAAGAACAGCUCAAUGUCCGCGAGACAUUUUUUCAACAGGUGAUUGUAUAGUUUUGCACGAAGGUCUCCUCAGUCACAUUACAUCAGAUUGUGCUACGCUCAAUGUUAAUGUUACUGUACAUUAAAUAUAUUACAAAAGUGUAUAUGUA